CCACAGGAAAACUCUACAGAAGGAUCAUGGCAGAAGUCGCUCCCGCCGAAGCCCCCGCUGCCCCAGCAGCGCCCGCCAAAGCUCAAAAACCGGCCAAGAAGAAGACCAACAAGGCGAAGAGGCCCGGUCCCAGCACCGCCGACAUGGUCUUGAAGGUUGUGGCUGAGUCCAAAGAGCGUAAAGGCGUUUCUCUUCAGGCUCUGAAAAAGAUUCUAGCCACCAAGGGCUGCGACAACCCCGCUCUUAUCAAACGCGCCGUGAAGGCUUUGGUAGCUAAGAAGAAGCUCGUCCAGACCAAGGGAGCCGGCGCUUCUGGAUCCUUUAAGGCGGCAAAGGUUGCUGAGAAACCCAAGAAGGUGCCGAAGAAGAAGAAGGCAGACAAACCCGCCAAAACCAAAAAACCAACAGCCAAGAAACCCGUCGCUGCAAAGAAACCUAAAGGAGUCAAGGUGUCACCUAAGAAGAAGGCGAAUAAGCCUGCAGUGAAGAAAGCUUUAGCAGCUAAAAAGGCCGGGAGCCCCAAGAAAGCUACCAAGAAGGUUGACAAGACCAAGAAAGUAGCUAAGAAGGCAGCAGCGCCGAAGAGGAAGGGAAGCCCCAAGAAAGUUGUCAAGUCUAAAGCGAAGACGCCCGCAGCUAAGAAGCCAGCAGCGAAGAAGUAAAUUUAAAAUUACUAUUCUCAAUCCAAAGGCUCUUUUAAGAGCCACCCACACGAUCAAACAGAGAACGAAUUCCUCCAUGUGUUUACUGUGUUAAAACAUUGUAAACAAUAUUAUUUAUGUAUAUAUGGAUGUAUUGUUGUACACCGUAUUAUCUUAAUAGCCUUCUAAGUUAGCUACUUGGCAUAAUGUCAUUCCAGCUGACAGGAUCUGUCACCAGGUUUGUCUACUUUUUCAUCCAACUUAAUGACAAUUUAUUCUUUGAACAGUCCCUAACAUACCAGACUGUGAUUCAUUGUCUUAGAAGAGAGUGGUGCACCAGGAAAACGACUUAAAAAGUUGAAAUCUACAGGUACAUUUUGUUGUCAUUGUUUUACUUAUUUAGUGUUGUAUAUUUGCAGUAUGGUCCAAAUACAGCUAAUAUAGAGAUUAUUUAGUAGAUACACUGACAGACUGAAGCCCUGAGGAUAUGGUUUUCAUUAUGUCAUUGAAAGAAGUCCAUUCAAUUGUUGUGCUGUGUAAUACUGGCACCUAGUGGCCAGUCGACCUUACAACAAUCCUGGACUUCUGAUGACUGAAGGCAGCCAUACUCCAUGCCAAGGUUAUGAUAGUUCUGAUUUUCCUUAUAUUUUAAAAUAUCAUUUCACUUUUCUAUGUUCAAUUUAAGUUUAUUUUUAGUUUAGUUUUGUUAUUAGUUUUAGUUUUUUCUGAUACAUUACAGGGCUGAGUGAAGAUCAUACAUUUUUAAACCAUAUCCAAACAGGCUACUCUUCUCUUAUCAUUGCAUGUAUUUAAAGAUGAUUGGAUAAAAAUGCAAACAUAAAACUACCACAAAAAAAAAAGGGAGAAGCCGCCAGGGCAAUCUUCAGGCACACUCACUUGAGUCAAGGAUUUAAGUAAAAAAUCUUUAUUGUUUCAGGGCACAUCUAAUAAAAAUUAAAACUCAAAAGGAAAGCUGACCGGUUUCAACCGCACAGGGUCUUCAUCAGGAUGUGAACAAAACACUGACACAGGUGAAGUUCAUUUAAAGGAAUCAUGUGAUCUGAGGGCUGAAGCCACACCAGCUUGGAGGUACAAUCAACACAUCAUUGAUGUUGACACAUCAACAACAAACCUCAACAAAUCAAACAAUUAACUACUCCUAACAGCCCAACUAUCGCCAAGAAAACCGUCUCAUCAAUUGGAAAUUAAAAACAAAAAUACAAACAUCCCCCACUGGAAGAAUCUACUCAUAGAGCACAUCUCACUGGAAAACUCCCCCACCAACACUCAACACUCAGCAGCAGAACCCCUCUCUGUUUGGCCCCUUCUAUUCAACUUUCUACAAACAUGAUCUCACAUCUCAACCUCAAUUAAAAACAUUAUUAUUGUUGUUGUUGUUAUUAUUAACAGUGCUAUAGUUGAAAUUGCCUGGGAACCAAUUCCCCACAUGUUAGAGACACUAUCAACAACUGCACUGUCAUCAGUUAUAUCUGGCUUGUACUUAAGUACAAGUUAUUGCCAUUAUUAUGAUUAUUAUUUGUAGUAGUAGUAGUAUUGUAGUGUUAUUAUGGUCAUUGUUAUUAUCGCAUAUAUAUUAGUUUUCUUAUGAUUAGAACCAAUUAGAAUUAGGCCUACUUUUUCAAUAUUGUGGACCACAAUUCAUGUCAGACAUAAAUUGCUCAAACAAUACCAUUCCAACUUUUGCUAUUUUUUUAAUAUCUUAUCUAUCUUUGUAUUAAUGUAUGUACUGUUUAUUUACUGUUUGUAAGAAAUACUUGAUUUUGUUUGUAGUUGUUUUUUUUUUCCUCACACUACCUUUUUUAGGGAUGAUCAUUACUAUAUUGUACUUACUUGUACUUGCACUUAUC
Molecule: messenger RNA, 2509 nt
Organism: Cheilinus undulatus (humphead wrasse)
Lineage: Eukaryota; Metazoa; Chordata; Actinopteri; Labriformes; Labridae
Product: histone H1-like
Exons: 1
Coding region: 27-662 (211 amino acids)
Biological process (GO): nucleosome assembly
Cellular component (GO): nucleosome
Molecular function (GO): structural constituent of chromatin; DNA binding
Source: RefSeq, a predicted model, not a curated record